Messenger RNA from Doryrhamphus excisus (bluestripe pipefish), 1420 nucleotides. RefSeq names its product SLP adaptor and CSK interacting membrane protein (gene scimp). Gene Ontology annotation, cellular component: immunological synapse; membrane; tetraspanin-enriched microdomain. Lineage: Eukaryota; Metazoa; Chordata; Actinopteri; Syngnathiformes; Syngnathidae. The record is from RefSeq and is a predicted model, not a curated record.
AAGACAAAUCCAUGACAUGGGUGUCAAUUGUCAGUACAGAAAGUUAGUCAGCAAUAAAAACCCCCGUGGGUUUGAGCGUACUAAAAUAAGCCUUAGUCAAAGUAGAAAAAGAGGAAGAGGAUGGUGUUCUUUCCCGUCGUUACUGCUUGCCACUGAAGACCAGCUCCGCUCUCCCUUCGUCUGAAAACCUCAAUGUGCCUUUUUAUUUUCUGCCUUUUCAUCAUCUGUCCGAGCCAAUGGAUAUUGUGAGAGAAUACUUCUGGUUAUGGCUGCUGCUCGCCAUCAUCUUUGUGUGCGUCGUCAUGGGCCUCAUCUUCAUCUGCAUCAACUUGUGCAUCUCCAAAGCAGGAAAACACAGACUGGCACCAGAUCACAAAUCCACUGCCAUGGGGAAGAAAUACCAGGAGAGGAACCAGACCAUGACUCCCCCCCUGCCUCCUCGGACCCAGUUUCUGUUGGCAGAGGCACAGAGCUACGAGAACAUCAGCGAGCGUCCUAGCUGUGGACAGAAAAUAGGGUCCCACUUCCAACAAAUCACGACAGACUUUCAUGACCAUGAGCCAAACAUGGUCGUCCCUUGUGAACCUAAGCAGAUCCUGGACCUGCAGCCCAACUACAAAACCUUCCAUGACUUUGAGCACAACCUGUCCCCCAUUCCAAAGUACGAAGAGAUCACGGACGAGCAAGCCAACUACGUGAAAGUAGAUGACGAGGACGAGCCAUUCCCUCCGGCGCCUCCAAACCAGGAAGUAGUAAAUCCAGUAGAGGACACUAUGGAGGACUACGAUGACGUCGCAGGUGAGGAUGAAAACCAGGACGAGAAGGACUAUGACGAUGUUGGCUAAGACGGUGGGGAUGUGAAGUAGACUUGACUAAAUCUCAGUGUACCUCGUGAAACAUCAUCAGCUAGCAUCUUUCUAGUAUCUUUCUAAUCCUUUUUCUUUGGCUUUUUUGUCAUGCUUAUCCCCAAAGAUGGGGCAUCUUCGAGGAAAGAGAAGAACAUCUGCAUCAGGGAUAUUUCAAUGCUAUGCUAGCUGAAGCUAAUAUAUUGUUGCUGAUGAGUUAGCCUAGCGUAGAGACCAGGGUUAACUUUGGGUGAACAUUAGGUGGCAGCCAACUAUCUGCCAUAGCCUUUUAUGUCACAUUCCUGCUUAACUUAUUGCAGCGCAAAUUAACUUAUUACACUUGUCGAGUGAAGACCUUGUACGUGUUACUUAAAUGUUGCUAAAUGUUUGACAAAGAUUUAUGGCGGCUACAACUCGACCCCAGUACAGAUGACGUCCAUUUCCACUAUUUCCCGUGAUGUGGCCUCGAUUCGCAUGACUUCAGACUCCAGUUGUAUUAAAUAGACCAUUUAAGAUUUAUAUAGCAUCGUGCAUGUGUGUGUUACUAUAAAUGUCUUCCCUAUGGAACAUGAAAG